GGGGUAGCGCGCGCGCGGCGGCGAGUCCCGGCCGGAGCAGCGAUGGGGCUCCUUCGGCUGCUAGUCCUGGCGGUGCUGGCGUCGGAGCCACGGGCGGCCGGCGGAGCCGAGACCGUGGGCAACUCGAGCGAGGGUCUUCUUGAAUUUUCUGUGGGAAAAUUUAGAUAUUUCACACUCAAAAGGCCCUCUCCAGAGGAAGCUAUCUUGCGUCAUAUUUCCAGCAAUGUGACUUUUCUCAUUUUCCAGAUACACUCACAGUAUCAGAAUACAACAAUUUCUUUUUCUGAGACUCUCCUUCCCAAUGCCUCGGGAACAGGCACUGACAAAGGACUGGUUUUCAUUCUUAGACCAGAGCAGAGUAUGUGCACUUGGCACUUGGCGACUUUAGAUGCUAAGCCUGUCCAGAAUGUGGCCAUCCCACUCUCCUACUCAGAAAGAGAUCCUAUCCCCGGAGGCUGUAAUUUGGAGUUUGAUUUAGAUAUCGAUCCCAACAUUUAUUUGGAGUAUAAUUUCUUUGAAACAACUAUCAAAUUCGCCCCAGCAAACCUAGGCUAUGCGAGAGGCGCGGACCCUCCGCCGUGUGACAUCCAGACGGGCCAGGGCUCCAGGUGGAGGCUGCAGUACGACGUCUACCAGUAUUUUCUGCCCGAGAACGACCUCACCGAGGAGGCGCUGCUCACGCACCUGCAGAGGAUGGCCGAGGUGCCGCAGGUGAAGGCCAGUGCUGUCAAGGUGGUUACCCUAACAGCAAAUGAUAAGACAAGUGUUUCUUUCUCCUCCCUCCGGGGACAAGGUGUCAUUUACAAUGUCAUCGUUCGGGAUCCGUUUCUAAAUACGUCUGCUGCCUACGUUCCUGCUCACACGUACACUUGCAGUUUUGUGACAACAGAGGGUAAUUGUUCUUCCCUGGGAAGAGUGUCUUCCAAAGUGUUCUUCACUCUUUUUGCCCUGCUCGGUCUCUUCAUUUGUUUCUUUGGACACAGAUUCUGGAAAACAGAACUAUUCUUCAUGGGCUUUAUCUUCGUGGGGUUCUUCUUUUACAUACUGAUUACAAGACUGACCCUUCUGACGUACGAUGAGCUGAGAAUGAUGUCCUCCUGUGUGUGUAAAGUAAGGGGCCACCUGUGCUCGACACAUCUUCCCUCAGCUUCUCAUUCACACCUUCCCUUCCGGGUUUUCCAUCCUCGUGGUGAAUUCUCGGUCCUGCUGGCGCUGACCGCCGUCGCUGGAAGCGUUGGUGGGGUCUUCUUGGCCGCCGUGUGGUGGCGAUUCGGGGUCCUCGCGCCCUGCCUGCUGUGUGUCGGACUCGUGCUGGGCUUCCUCGUCUCGUCAGUGACCUUCUUCACUCCGCUGGGAAACCUAAAGCUUUUCCGUGAUGACGCAAUAUUCUGGGUGACCUUCUCUUGUAUAGCUGUUGUCAUUCCAUUGGUUUUCACAGGCUGCCUAAGAAUACUGAACAUCCUGAGUUGUGGACUUGUUGGCUCCUAUUCGGUGGUCCUGGCCAUUCACAGUUACUUGUACACAAGCCUUUCUUACAUCACUUUGAACGUGCUCAAGAGAGCGCUCCACGUGGAUUUCCGCGGGGCUUUCCUAAACGUGCCUUUUCAAACGAAUGACUUCAUUAUCCUGGCAGUGUGGGGGAUGCUGGCUGUGAGUGGCAUCACGUUUCAGAUUCGCAGAGAAAGAGGGCGGCCGUUCUUCCCUCCCCACCCCUACAAGCUGUGGAAGCGAGAGCGAGAGCGCAGAGUGACCAACAUCCUGGACCCCAGCCACCACAUCCCUCCGCUGAGAGAGAGGCUCCGUGGCCGGUUGGCCCAGAUCAAAGAGCUCUUCCGGAAGGAACAGCCCGCCGGAGAGAGGACGCCCCUGCUUCUGUAGGGGCCAGCGGGCUGGGCAGCACAAGUGUGAUCUUGCAGUGCAGCCCAGGCACCGCCUCGGAGUUGGUGUUGAUGACCAGGUGCUGAGAAACCGGCGUCUGCACCUGCGCUUUGUACAGUAUUGUGGUGUCCUUCUGCGCAUGGGGUAAGGGUGUGCUGGGGAGAUGACAGUAAUUCUCAGUCAGAGUGAGAAGGAUGACCAAAAGUGCUGGUAGGGAGGUUUUUCCUUAUUACUGAAUGCCUAAGAAAUUCCCCUCUGGUUUAUAAAUAUAUGAUCAACUUAUUCCGUUAACUAAAUACACUCAAAAAAAAAAAAAGAAAAAUUAAAAAUCAGUUGUUCUCCCGAUACUUUCUUUUUAUAACUCCUGGAACAAUUCUCUCACCUGACUGUCUAAACUCUGGGGCUGGGGUGCAGAGGGUGGUUUUAUUUAAGGCUUGCACUGUAUUUUUAUUUGCUCCUGUGUUUGGAGGAUUCAGUACUGCACCUUUGAACUUCAGAGUACAAAAGAGGUAGAACCAACUUACUUUCUUACUAAAAGCAGUCUGAUUGCUUAGUUGCACCUUUCUUAGCAUCCUGUGUUAUCAAAAGAUACCACUCUUUUGUUUAUUUAAUUGUGGUAAAACACAUACUUACGUUCCAAUCAUUUUUAAGUGUGUAGUUCAGUAGGUGCCCUUUGCCUUUUAUGGCCCCAAAUGGUAAUUUAAAUAGCUACAUUAUUUCAAUUAUUUGAAAAUAAGUCAAUUUAUAUGAAUAAUACAACUUUUAUAAGAAUGAUUUAUUUAUAUUGCAGAUUUAAAAAGGGCCCUUUUUUUCCCCCUUCAAGACCUUUUAAAAUAAUAUUGACAGUUGAUCUCUAGUAAACUGUAUUAGAUGGACAUAAGAAUUAUUUUGUUGUUAGGAAAGAGGUUGGCUCCUAACUUCAUCUACAUGUAGUCCCAUUACUAAGGAAAUCUUUAAAAAAUCUGCGUUUUGUAGUUCUUUCUGCUAAAUGAGUUGUUAGAGCAUUGAUGUAAAAUACAGUUUCAAAACAUUUCUGUAUGAAGCCUUCGUGCUGUCUGUGCUUCAAAGUGAUGAGGGGGAAGUCAGAAGGGAUUCAGGUGUUUAAUAGAGCUGCUUUUAAUGAGGACCUUGGAUUCUGUAAGGAGAGACUCUUCGGUUUUGACUCUUUUUUUGUCCACCACGAGGCACUCGGAUGCCCUGGGUUGCAUCCCUACCCCUCAUGGCCUUUCCUCUUAACUUUCAGAGCCUCUUCCCAGGUUCUGCCUUGGAUUCGAGGCUGGCGACUCCGACAAGCCUGGGUGAUGGUGAGCCCGGGUGUGGUCGCUGCAUUUCCACUUGUGAGUGAACCACUGUUUAAACGAUGCUGCUUCUAAGAGUUUUUCAGAAUAGAUUUUUGAAGUUUCAGUUGACUGGAAAAUUUUCAACUUUUGCUUUUCAAAGUGUUUUGGAAAGGCUGAAACAAAAUGAAAAAAAAUGUAUAACUAAUCCUUUCUGCUUUGAAAAAUUAUACACAAUUGUUCGUUUAUUUAUUUUGUAAACUUCACUGUUUAGAUAACUUCAGUAACACUUAAACGUGAAGAGAAAAAUAUGUUUUUUUUUUAUAAUUCACCAUAGGGAUUCUGGCUUCUGCCAUAUCAUUGUAAAUUCUAACAAAGUUACAUGGAAUAUUUGUGAGUUAUUUUCUAUACCAUCAAAAUGCACUGCCAGUGAGGAUUGUAAAGACAGAACACACUUUCUUGGGGGGGUAGGGGGUUACAAAUUGUUUAAAAUUUUUCAUGAUAAUUUGUGAGUAAUAAAAAGCCAGUUUGUAUAAUUUUUUAAAUAAUAAAUACCUAUUUUGA
Molecule: messenger RNA, 3719 nt
Organism: Vicugna pacos (alpaca)
Lineage: Eukaryota; Metazoa; Chordata; Mammalia; Artiodactyla; Camelidae
Source: RefSeq, a predicted model, not a curated record